Messenger RNA from Pecten maximus, 485 nucleotides. RefSeq names its product putative peptidyl-tRNA hydrolase PTRHD1. The transcript has 2 exons. Bases 99 to 464 code for a protein of 121 amino acids. Gene Ontology annotation, molecular function: peptidyl-tRNA hydrolase activity. Lineage: Eukaryota; Metazoa; Mollusca; Bivalvia; Pectinida; Pectinidae. The record is from RefSeq and is a predicted model, not a curated record.
UCACAUUGGAGCAAGUUCGAUGCUGCAGAACUAAAACAUGGAAGCCCCCAUAGACUACAGAAAAAAAUAAAUACCUCAGUAUCUGAAAAAUUACAGGGAUGAGAAUGGCGUCACCAAUAGUACAAUAUAUUGUGUUAAGGAAAGACUUAGUUGAGACACUGAAAUGGCCGACUGGUGCCCUUAUAGCACAAGCAUGUCAUGCAUGCACCGCUGUGAUGCACCAGUUCAGAGAAGAGACAACAACGCAACACUAUUUGGCCGAUAUUGACAGGAUGCACAAAGUUGUUUUAGAGGCUAAAGAUGAAGACAGUCUAAUCUCAUUGUCAGAAAAACUAAAGACAGAAAACGUGGAUCACAAGCUAUGGAUGGAGCAACCCGAGAAUAUCCCGACCUGUAUAGCAACUAGGCCCUAUCAGAAAGACCUCAUACAGAUUCACUUCAAAAAGUUUAAACUGAUGAAAUAAAAUACAAUAUCUUACAAUCUG